CACUUUCGCUUUCUCUCACUCUUCGCCCCUCCACUUUCUUACUUACUCCCCCUCCCUCACUCCCUCAUUCCCUUUCCUCAUCCCUCUCCUCAUCCCUUCUCAUCAGCCCAGCAAACGCCCUCAUCCGCCUGUUCGUUGCUCCUUCUCUCUUUCCUCCGACCAUCCCCCCUCCCCCUCCCAAUGAGGUCCCUCCUCUGGUCGUCCCUGGUCCUGGGGCUGUCCUCUGCCCUCCAGCUCGCCCUGGCCAAGAGUCGCUCCGGCAUCACCGACAUCCAGAUCACAGCCUGCCCAGCAGACAACUGUCGUCUCCCGGGGUACAGAAAGGUCCCUCAGGAUCUGAACAGAUACUCGCGCGGCAGCUUUGUGCAUCUGCACUUCACAGACCUUGGCGAGGAUCAUGGUCCUGAACACGAGUUUGUCGACUGUCAUGGGGUGAUAAGGCGCACUGCUGCGCAUGAUACCGCUAUCAAGAGCAACAACAACAACACACACGAGCCCGCCCGCCCUCGUAGACAUCCCAUUACACAAAUUGCAGUCCGCCAAGGCCAGGAUGCAGUUAUGGAUGAAGAUGGCUGGGAAAGAGUCAAGGGCAACCUGAAUGACGGUAACCGCGGCCCCGUGUUGACCAUGUUUGUGAGACGAGAUCCCGAACAGGCGCCUAUCGACAGCAUUGUAGUCAAGUACGGAUAUGAUAGCCAUGCUGCGAUCGGAUACGACCGCCUUCCAAUGGAUUUGAAUGUUGGCACGGGCGGUCAAUGGGUCUAUCUGUACUACAAACGAGCUGGGCGACGAGAGCCUAUCACACACAUCGCCACCAAAGCAUGCGCCCUACCACCGUGCACUAUGGACGAUUCCUGGACCCGUGUCAACCGGCCCAUUAUGACCGGUACCCUGAAACGAUACCUCUAUCUCUUCUACAAGUCCGUGCCUGGAGAGCGUCCCAUCACUAGACUCAACCUCAGUCUGAACGAACACAGCGGCAACAACGAUGAUACAGACUACGGAACCAUCAACACAGGCGUGCGAUACAAGAACAACAACGUCUAUGUUGCCUAUAAACGAGGUCGGGUCGGAGACCAAAGGCAUGCAAUCGACAAUAUCGCGAUCGAAAUUGGAUCCAAUCCAGUGCCACACAGCUGGAAUGUCGCCGCAUUUGAUGAACAUGGGACCGACCAGGAUGUGCCGGAUUGGAACGCACAGAUCAUCUAUAGGUCCGGCGAUAAGACUGUACCGGAGGCGCCAACGCUUCGAUUCAAGGAAGAUGGUUCGUUCAAGAUUGUGCAGUUCGCAGAUAUCCACAUGGCAACAGGGGUUCACUCGUGCCAUAAUGCUCCCAACACGAUGGACUGCACAGGAGAUAUCAACACUAUGGAAAUGAUGGAGAGAAUGCUCGACUCGGAAAGACCGGACCUCGUGGUCUAUUCCGGCGAUAAUGUCGAUGGAUUGACAUCCAAUGACGCCUUCUCGACGAUUCUAAAGUACUCAAGGCCGGUUAUUGAACGUGGAAUUCCAUGGACUAUUAUCUUUGGAAAUCACGAUGAAGAAGGCGACCUUACACGAGAGGAAAUGAUUACCUCUGCACAGGAUUUGCCAUACUCAUUGUCGCAGCGAGGACCUCUCGACAUCUCGGGCACUGGCAACUAUUUCUUGAACAUUCACAGGCAUAAACGCAGACGGGGCCGUGGCCGUAGUCAUGGACAUGUCGACCAGCCAGAGAUUUGGAGCGAUGACCAGGAAGACAUCGAUGAUGACGAGACGGAAGAUCAUCUUCAGAGCGAUAAAAGCCGCUUUACCCUCUACUUCUUGGAUUCUGGUGCCUACAGCUUCAACUUGGAGUACCCAGGAUGGGAUUGGAUCAAAGACGACCAAGUCGAAUGGUUUCGCCAGACCUCUAGGGCCAUCACCUCGCAAUAUUCUAGGGAGAAUAUCCCGAACGCGCUAGCGUUCUUCCAUAUCCCGAUUCCAGAGUAUGCUUUGGUCGAGGAUGCUGAAGAUGAUGACCAGGAUGAGGACAUGGAUAUGACCCAAGGAAGCAGCCACAUAGUCGGCGACAAGAACGAGGGAGUCAGCGCUCCGAAAUAUAACUCUGGGAUGUUUGACGCAAUCUUUGAGAGCAAGGACGUCAGAGCCACUACAGCUGGUCAUGACCAUCUCAAUGACUAUUGCUUGGACCACCGAGGUAUCAACCUUUGUUACGGAGGUGGACUUGGCUAUGGCUCCUACGGCAAUGCUGAUGUGCCCAGGCGCUCUCGAGUCUUUGAGAUCAGGGAUAACGGAAACAGGGUCGACACGUGGAAACGUCUUGACAAUGACGAGAUGAACUUGGUGGGACAGCAGACGCUCUUUGUGGGAACCAAGAGUUCGUCGCAAUCGCGUCCAGGCGAUCGACAGAGAAAGGGCAAACACGACUCGAGGCCUGCUCGAGUGUCCGACGAUCUCUUUGAAAGACUCCGACAGGGAACUCAGUACAUCAUGGAUGGACUUGGGGCCUAGUAGGAUAGUAAGAUUGAAAAAAGUCAAAGAAAAAAAAACACAGCUUGUUGGCAUGGCGUGUAUCUGUAGUCUAUCAAUAUCUUUAUCAUGUAAAUAAACUUUGGGA
Messenger RNA from Gamsiella multidivaricata, 2599 nucleotides. Its product is annotated as Metallo-dependent phosphatase-like protein. Lineage: Eukaryota; Fungi; Mortierellomycota; Mortierellomycetes; Mortierellales; Mortierellaceae. Gene Ontology annotation, molecular function: phosphoprotein phosphatase activity. Gene Ontology annotation, cellular component: cytoplasm. The transcript has 6 exons. Bases 181 to 2493 code for a protein of 770 amino acids. The record is from RefSeq and is a predicted model, not a curated record.